This is a messenger RNA of Leucoraja erinaceus (little skate), 5955 nucleotides long. Its product is annotated as inactive ubiquitin carboxyl-terminal hydrolase 53-like. Gene Ontology annotation, molecular function: cysteine-type deubiquitinase activity. Gene Ontology annotation, cellular component: cell-cell junction. Gene Ontology annotation, biological process: response to auditory stimulus; protein deubiquitination; sensory perception of sound. NCBI's taxonomy places the organism in Eukaryota, Metazoa, Chordata, Chondrichthyes, Rajiformes, Rajidae. Bases 454 to 3666 code for a protein of 1070 amino acids. The record is from RefSeq and is a predicted model, not a curated record. The transcript is spliced from 16 exons.
GCCCUUGCAGCCCGGGGCAGGGCAGGGCAAGCACCACGUGACCGGACGCAAGCGCGAGUCAGGUGGUGGUUGUGUUAUUGUGACGCAGGCAGGCCGUGCAAGGAACCUGUGCUGCUGUUGUCGAGGCGGUUGGUCACGGUCGCACAGCUUGAACCAGAGUCAAGUCAAGUCACCUGCGGGGCCCGGCGUUGGCAGCUUUUGGCGAAGUUUCUGCGAGUAGCCCUGCUGACCGAGCACGGCAUCUCUUCACACACACCGUCAUCAGCAGUAACAGCCGCCGCCCGGUUCGGGUACGAAAGGACAUGAAGGAUUGCGGAGGAUAAACUUGUGGCCGCCGCUGCUCGAGACACCUGGGCGCGCGCGCGCGGCCGCCAACUGCCACCGGCCGCCGUUUGCAGCGUCUCGAGGCGGCGGGCGGGCGGGCAGGCGCGCGCUGCUCCGGGCCCCGGAGCGAUGGCCUGGGUGAAGCUCUUCCUGAAGCCCGGGAGCAACCUGCGGAGCGGCUACCAGCCGGGCAGCAUGCUGUCCAUCGCGCCCACCAAAGGGUUGCUGAACGGGCCGGGCGAGAACAGCUGCUUCCUCAACAGUGCGGUGCAGAUUCUAUGGCACCUGGAUAUAUUCAGACGAAGUUUCAGACAAAUGCCCGGACACGUGUGUUUUGGAAAUGCGUGCAUAUUUUGCGCUCUAAAGGAUAUAUUUGCAGAAUUUAGAAACAGCAGGGAGAAAGCUCUUCCCUCUGAUAAUUUACGCAGUGCUUUAGCGGAGAGCUUUAAAGAUGAACAUCGUUUUCAGCUGGGUCUAAUGGAUGAUGCCGCAGAAUGCUUUGAGAAUAUUUUGGAAAGAAUUCACUCGCACAUAGUCUCAGACACUGAAAUGGAUACAUGUACUGCUAAGUGUUGCAUUACUCACCAGAAGUUUGCCAUGACCCUUUAUGAACAGAGUGUGUGCCACAGUUGUGGAGCUACAUCGGAUCCUUUACCAUUCACAGAGCUGGUACAUUAUGUGUCAAUAACCGCACUCUGUAACCAGGUAGACAGAAUGAUGGAGAGACAUGAACGUCCUAGGCCAGAAUUGUUUGCAGAGCUACUUCAAGCAGCAAGUACCAUUGGCGACUAUAGGAACUGUCCGAGUAAUUGUGGACAGAAGAUAAAGAUCAGACGUGUGUUAAUGAAUUGCCCAGAGAUAGUCACCAUUGGUUUGGUCUGGGACUCUGAGAAUUCAGAUCUCACAUUGGAUGUUAUCAGAUAUUUGGCAUCACAGCUCUACCUCCCCGGACUUUAUUUCAGAGCAACUGAUGAACGGGCUAAAAGAAGUGAAUUAGUCCUGGUUGGGAUGGUAUGCUACUCCAACAGACACUACUGUACAUUUGCCUUUCAUACCAAAAGCGCUAAGUGGAUUUUCUUUGAUGAUGCCAAUGUUAAAGAGGUUGGAUCAAAGUGGAAAGAUGUGGUCUCCAAGUGUAUUCGAGGUCAUUUCCAGCCUUUGCUGCUGUUUUAUGCUAAUCCAUGCGGCACGCCAGUCAGCACGGAAGAUGCGCCUAGACAAGUGUUUCAACCUGUUCAUUGUAAAAUGGAUGGAGAGGAUUCUGAAAAAGAAAUGAAAAUUCCUGCAACCAGAGUAUAUGACCACGAGAAGGAGAACGGAGCUGAAGGACAUUCAUCAAAAGUUAAGGGCCCAAAACUGCCUCCAAAACAACCAUCUGAUGCGAAAGGUGGUUUCCAAAGAGGUUACAUUCAAGAUAGCAGAGGUCGAGGUCUGAUUAAAAUGUUUCCUGACGAUUCAUCAUUUUGGUCAAAGGAGCAUGCCCAAAAGCCACAGAAUGGAAGGAACCUGCCACAUACCCAGAAAAAAGAAAAUGAUAAACCAACAAGAAACGACUAUGCCAAGCAAAGAGAGGAGAAAUCUUCCAAAUCCGGGACACCACACCUUGGUAACGGCGCAAGGCAUUUUUGGGAUCAACACGUAUACAGUAGUCAAGGAAAAGGACAUUUAAGCGAAGGUGGAAGUGCUCCGCACAUCAGGACAACAUCAGAUUCAGUUCCACAUAAAAAUAAAAACAGUGGUUUUACUGGAUAUGAUACUGAUAGUAGUCAAGAAUCAAGGGACAAAGGCAAUGGUAGAAGUAGAAAUAAGGGUAAGGUAUGGAAACCCUCACGGGAAACACUGAACGUGGAUAGUAUUUUUGAGGAAGGGAGUAAGAGACAAAACAGUCCAAAGCACAAAUCAAACGCUGCUCAGCAGAUGCUACAUAGCAAAGGACAGAAUCCUAAUGAUUUAUUGAAUGAGAAACGAAAACACAAAGGAUUAAUAACAAUAUAUGAAGAUGAAUGCAAACACGGAAAUGGAACUUCUUCAUUAGAAGUUGAUGGAAAAGCAAAUCCAAAAAAUGAAAACAAAUGUGAAAACUUAAAAAUCCAUAGCUCUGGUUAUAGGGCACAGAAAGUGGAAUCUGGUCAUGAAAGCAGCAGUUUGGUCAAUGAUGCCGACCCCGACUCUCAAAGUGUGGAGAUUUUUAGUGGAAAGCACAGGACGAAUAACCAAGAUGCACUUUCCAACAGGAAUCCAAUAACAUCAAUCAAAACUGACAGAAGUCUUAAUCUGCCCAUUAAUAGGUUUCCAGAUAACGAAGCUGAACUUCAAGAAAAUGAGUCCAAGUCCAGGCACAAGAAUUUUCAUAAACCUGAUAUGCAAAGAUCACAGUUUGAUAAAAGCCAAGCUUCGCCUUCAGUUGAAAGAGCCAGAAAAACAGCUCCUUUCCCCAAGCAAAAUUCUGGAUUUCAGGAGUCACCUGGAAUGAACUUGCCAGACUACAAGCUCUGUAAGGAUAAUGAACAUCGUCCACAGACACAAUUGAAACAAUCCUCCCCAAACAAAAUGUCUCCCAAAGUUUCAGUGAACUCCAACAUCGGGGCUGUGCCAGUGUUGCCAGAUCCUUAUGCAUUUCCAUUUGAUGACUUGAAGAAGACUUCAUUAGCUUCUUAUGGGGGAAUACAUUGUAAUAAUUUGCAAGAUUUACAGGAUUCCCCAGUUCAUGUGUUGCCUUCUAGUUCUCGGCAAGUUGAAAUAAAGGCACCAGCGUCACCACCUGAAUCACAAGUACAUUUGCAUCUAGUGGAUAGUUUCUCUGAAAGUUCUCCAUCUGGGAGACUAGGUUCACACCAUGGUUUUGAAACAAAAGAGAAUUUCCUGGAACCUGUACAUCACAUGAGGUCCUCUCCACCGCCUCUUCCUCCAAAGAGGUAUAAUCGGAGAACCCAGUUUAGUUUAGACGACAAUGCCUUAAAUUUCAGGCAGAUAAAUGUACCAAAGGAGCAAAUUCCUUUUUUGACUGAAAUGACUGAAAGUAUAAAAUCCAGGUUUACGGAUGAUUCAACUAUGCCUCCUGAUGAGGUGCCUCAAAUAACUGUAGGUCAAGGGCAAGCUUUGAGUCCAACAGAAAGUUCUGAUCAUGUUACAAAUUUACCUGACAAAUCUCCAAAGCUUGAAACUAAUGUUGCUUUGGUAGAAUUAACGAAGCAUGUUGCUCCAACAACCUACUUUUCUGUGGAUAGUUGUAUGACUGAUACUUACAGAGUCAAAUACCAUGAGAGACCUAAACUCUACUUUGCAGAUGUGAAAGCUAAUCAAUCUCAGCAGAGUGGCGAUCCCUUCCAAGGCAAUGGUUAGAUGUUUAUCCUCAAGUGUCAUUCAACGUACAUGAAGUUAAAGGCAUCUUAAUCACAUUCCCGAAAGCAAUAAGCGAGAAGUCAUCGCUAAAAUUGUCAUGGAACCUAAAUUAACUCAACUGCAAGUGUCUGUAAGGGUCACACCUGAAGAACAGUAGAAAACAAAUGGGAAGGACCUCUGUAAAAAUUGUCAUAAGAAUAAUUACAGAAAUCAUUCAGGAGAGGGCAGCUAUUUUGUCACAAGUUUUCAUGAUACUCCCUACUAGUAUAGACUAGAGUAUGCAUGAUGAUGAUUUACGAUCAAAAAUAUUCUCUGUUUUUAUGGUAUAAUUGUUUUGAUAUUAUUUAACCUAAAUGUAAACUACAAUAUUGACAUACACUUUUUGUAACAUUUGAAUGCUUUUGCCUAAAAAUAUUAAAUUAAUUGCCAAUUUAAUAGAGCAAGAUAAAGCAAAUAAUGUUCACCUAGUUUUAUUUAAACUAAAAUUCUGCUAUAUUACACCAUAAAAGUGUAGUAGAAAUUUCCUGAAUGUAAGCCUAAAGGAAAUAGUAGCUGCUAAAAGUGAAUGCCAUGGAGAUUUAAAACUACAGUUGGAAUGGUAAAUUUUAAUUUUUUAAUGAUUUUAAAAUUAAAAAAAAUUAGAUGGAAAGAAUAAAAGUUUUGAAUGAUUGAAGAAUGCACCAUGAAAACAGGCCCUUUGGCCUACAAGUCCAGGCUAACCACUGAUCAUCCAUAUACUCUUGUUCUGUUAUCCCACUUACUCAUCCACUCCCUACACACAAGGUAAUUUACAGAGAUCAAUUAACCUACAAGCCCACACAUUUUUGGGAUUUGGGGGAAAAUCAGAAUGGCCAAAGGAAACCCACAUGGUCACAGGAGAGCGUGCAAAUCCAUACAGAUAGCACCUGAGGUUGGUAUCAACCCAUUUCUGGCACUGAGGCAGCAACUCUACCAGCUGUGCCACUCUUCUAAAUUAUUUUGUUGGUUCCAACUUGCUUUACAAUUAAAACUAGUAGCUAUUAAGAAUAGUUUUUCUAAUUUGCCUGAGGAAAUAAUUUCAUUUUUUGUUACACUCCAAGUUUGUUGCCCAAAUAUCCAUGUAACUUAACAACCCAAAAAAUACUGGAUUCCAUGGACGGAGACUAUUCAUUGCUUUUGAAUAUCUAGUUUAAAAAUAGAAUAAUAUUUGCUUUUACAUGCAAGGUCUAGGAUAAUUGGUUUAAAUAUUUCUUUGCCUUGCAUGAGUUUGCAGAAAUUAGUUUUAUUCAGAAUGAUGAACUCAGAUUAUUAAUUUCAUAAACUGAUUGAUCCAAUGUAGGCACUGCAAGACUGAGUAAUUUAGAUUUUUUUAAAUAUUGAUCCCCACGUAAAUUAACGAGUGUUUACAAUUUUGAAAAGUAAAUGACUUAUUUGAGGUCGAUUUUGUAGGUACAAGUGGAUAUAGAGUGGACUUGUAUCUCCAACUAUGAAUGCCAAAAUCCUGUAAUUCUUUUUAUAAAAUAAUUUUUUUAUGCAUUGAGGAGAGGUUCUGUGCAGGUUGGGUUUUAAGGUACUGUUACUGUUUUUUCUAAAAUAUUAAUCUACAUGUAAAUAUUUUCAUGUAUUAUCUUUUCAGUACAUAAAGAAUACUUUAUAUUAACUUUAUUUGUUUUUCUGUUACUAUGCACACUUAUGGCUUUUGAAUUCACAUAAAGUGGUUUUGAGAAACAUUUAAUUAUCUAAAAAAUAGAUUCAUUAUUUGAUAACAUUUGAUAGUGCUUCAAAUGUACUUUAAUAUUAAAAUGGAUUGUCUUUCCCCGUGCCUUUUUGCUUUGUUUCGUAAGUGUGCUUAUAUUUUGAGCAAAAACCUCUUUGGCUCCAACGUAAAAGUGAAGGUAUUUGAAUAUCUCUGAACGACCUUGAAUAUUGCUGUGCACUGAACUGUUAACUUAGUUUUUAAGGUAUCUUUGCACACAAGUAUUUUAACCGGUUAAUUAUCUUGCACAAAUGUUUUAAAAUAAAUAAAGCCUUAAGUAUUUUAGGAUGUGUAUGAUAAAGCAUUGUAUAUCCUAAAUAUACCUUAAUUACUUAAAUAUAUUGUAAAACACUGUCAAAAUAGCUUGACUCCAAACAUUUGAUUAAACAAGCCUAUGGCACAGUUAAAUACAAACAAGACCAAAAUGGACAAAUGGCCAGACUGGCGUAUACAACUUGUCUAUUUAUUUUUCUAUGUACAAAGUGGGAAUAUUUGUAAAACUGAUUUUUAUUAUUUGGAUAUAUUAUGGAACAAAUAAAUAACUUUGUAUACAA